Messenger RNA from Hyla sarda, 759 nucleotides. RefSeq names its product ribosomal protein L10a (gene RPL10A). Bases 75 to 728 code for a protein of 217 amino acids. Gene Ontology annotation, biological process: translation. Gene Ontology annotation, cellular component: large ribosomal subunit. The transcript is spliced from 6 exons. Gene Ontology annotation, molecular function: structural constituent of ribosome; RNA binding. The record is from RefSeq and is a predicted model, not a curated record. Lineage: Eukaryota; Metazoa; Chordata; Amphibia; Anura; Hylidae.
AGAUUACGUGCUUCUUAAGGGCAUGCGCGGAAGUAGCUUUCCUUUUUCAUCGUUGAGGCUUGACGGUGUCCAUCAUGAGUAGUAAAGUUUCUCGUGAUACCCUAUAUGAAGGAGUGAGGGAAGUACUGCUUGGAGCAAGACGGAAGAAGAGAAAGUUUCUGCAAACUGUGGAGCUUCAGAUCAGCCUCAAAAACUAUGACCCUCAAAAGGACAAGCGUUUUUCUGGAACAGUCAGGCUUAAGUCUACACCAAGACCCAAAUUUUCUGUUUGUGUUUUGGGAGAUCAGCAGCACUGCGAUGAAGCAAAAGCAGUUGACAUGCCACACAUGGACAUAGAAGCUCUUAAAAAGUUAAACAAGAACAAAAAACUGGUGAAAAAGCUGGCUAAGAAAUUUGAUGCAUUCUUAGCCUCUGAAUCACUGAUCAAGCAGAUUCCUCGUAUCUUGGGACCUGGCUUGAACAAGGCUGGAAAAUUUCCUUCCUUGUUAACACACAAUGAGAACUUGGUUGCAAAGGUUGACGAAGUAAAGUCCACCAUUAAAUUCCAGAUGAAAAAGGUCCUGUGUCUGGCUGUUGCAGUUGGACAUGUGAAGAUGAGUGAGGAGGAGCUGGUCUACAACAUCCACCUGGCAAUUAACUUCUUGGUGUCACUGUUAAAAAAGAAUUGGCAGAAUGUGAGGGCUCUUUAUAUCAAAAGCUCCAUGGGCAAACCACAGCGCCUGUACUAACUUUUGACAACAAUAAAGUGUUUUCAUAGGU